Molecule: messenger RNA, 4092 nt
Organism: Prorocentrum cordatum
Lineage: Eukaryota; Dinophyceae; Prorocentrales; Prorocentraceae
Source: the annotation of a GenBank genome assembly
AUGGGAGAUUUCGGCUGGGCCACCUUCUCCAAAGCCUCCACCUUCGAGGCUGCCAGCAGCGGAUUGCAGGUCUCCCCUUGUGCCCUGGCGCUGUCGACCAGCGCCAACGCCUGCCUUUCCGAGACCGGCGUCUGGGGGGCGCCUGUGCCGCUGGGCGCGGCGGUCGUCGCCGGGGGCCUGGGUGUGCUGCUCGGCGUCCUCGCGGUGCUGCUGGCGCAGGUGACCGUCUGCACGUGCCUGGUGUCGGUGCGGAUUGGCCUGUGGAGUCUCUGGAAGACCGCGCCGGCGCCUUCGCGAGCCGAGCGGCAGGAGCAGCUGGCACCCGUCGUGGACGCGCCCGUGCAAGCAGGGGACGUAGUGUUCCUCGACUGCGGGGAGGCAGAGGAACCGUGGCAUGAGAGGCUGAUCCUCGCGUCUUUGGGCGGGGCGAAGUACCUGGUGCUGACCCCCGACGAGGACAUGUACGAGGAGGAGAUCGACACGCGCAGCGUGGCCGACUUCCGGCAGGCGGGCCCGCGAGGCGGCUUGCCGGCCGGCCUGGGAGCAGCCAAGGGCCAGCCGGUCUACCGCUUCACGGAGCGGCCGCGCGGCGCUGCCUUGCAGUCGUGGAUCGACGCGGCGGAGGAGCAGGCCGUGGAGCUGCGCGCGGCGCGGGGGCUCGCCGAGGAGCCUGAGCCUCCGCCCUUGGCUGACGGGGGCGCGCCCUCGGGGGCGGGCGCCGCGGGCUCCGGCUCGACUGGCGAGCGGGCCGACUGGGUCUGCGUGGUCCCCGAGGGCGACGUCAGGCGGGGCGCGGUGUACUCGCUCCCGAACUCGCUCGACACGCCGUCGGAGGACUUCGUGGCGUUCGGGCAGCACGGGCUCUACGACCUGGGCCGGCGCGGCAGGUCGGCGGUCCUGGUCAGGCUGGCGCCGGGCGAGACCGCGGACGAGGCCUUGCGGACCUUCGUGGCGUCCGCGGUGCCGGACGCCGUCGGAGGGACGCGGACGCCGCCACCCGCCGAGGACGCACGCACGCUGGCCAUCAAGCGGGACGCGGCCGGCCGCCGCUUUCGGGAUCUGAAGAGUGUGGCGGACUCGUCGGAGCAGUGUGAGUUCGAGGACUGGGCGCUGUCGGGCCCCCGCACUGCCUCGUACGUGGUGAAGGAGAUUGCCAAGCAAAGCGGGGGCCCGGUCCAGCGUCACACCACGUGGAAGCACGAGAACAAGCUCAACGAUGACGAGCACAGCGUGGUGGCCCACGAGAUGCUGUCGGAGAUUUUGGAGUUGGCUUGCACCUACGACCAGGUCGACGUGGCCAACCUGGCGAGCAUGGAGGCGCUCGCGAGGCACCUGCAGUUCCUGGAGCACAAGGUCAAGAAGAAGAAGGAGACGAUCAAGGAUUUCGACUCCCGGGACUACUACCUGGGACGCACCAGGAGGACGGGCGGGGCUACCAUCAGCCCGGAGCUGCUGAAGUGGGUCGCGGAGUCCGCGGCCCGGGACUCAGCCAUCUUGCCGCUGGAGCGCAUGGUGCCGAGGGAUCUGCUGCCCUUGCCCUUGGUGCCCGUGCCGCCGGCUCGGGGCGCGCGGGCGUUGCCGCGCCGCUCCGCCCAGAGGAUCGGCCGCAGGUCUGCUGUGGGCCGCCGUGUGAACGACUGCAUCGCCGCCCUGAACAACUUGUACGGGGAGGGCGAUUUUUGCUCGAAGGCCCGUCCUUCGGAGGCACAAUUUUCUGCUGUGGACAUUCUCUGGCAGGCCGUGUCGGACGACAAGCCGCCGGACGACGCCCCCAGCCCCGAGGCAGCCCUCGUGGAGUUGCUCGGCAUGGGUAGUCUGGGCUAUGGCCCCGACGGCCCCACUGUGGUUGCGCCGUAUGAUCGCGGCUUGGUUUCGUGGCCUGAGUCGGCGGGCUGUGUCAGCUUGCUGGAGGUGCUGCCGGAGCCAGACCGCCAGGAGGUGAUCGACGACGAGUACCAGCGGUUCGUGCAGGACCUGCUGGCCCGCGACAUGGUGGAGCUGCGGACUCGUCGCGAUUUUGAAGUGGGAGUCUUCUUUGUGAAGAAGAAGUCGGGCCGCCUGAGGCUCAUUGUGGACGCUCGGGCUGUCAACCAGGCGCUGAAGCGGCCGCCGACGAUUCACAUGGCGUCCACCGCGGCGCUAGUGAACAUGGAGGUCGAGGACGGCGCCCAGCUGGAGUUCUCGAUCCAGGACAUCGCGGACUGCUUCUACCAGUUCCGCGUGCCGGACUACAUGGUGCCGUGGUUCGGCAUGCGCCCGCUCAGAGCGAGGCAGCUGGGCGUGAAGGUGGUCGACGGCCUCGCGGUCUCGGAGGGGUCGUGGGUCUACCCGUGCCUGCGGGUGCUGCCCAUGGGCUUCGCGUGGGCCAUGCGCUGGACGAAGCAGGCGCACCGCGAGCUGCUGCGGCGGGGAGGUCUCGGUGGCAUCGAGAACGAGCUGGUGGACAGGCAGAUCGCUCCGAGCGUGGACUCUCCCCAGGUGCCGAGGGUCGUCUACGUGGACAACGAGAUCUUCGUCUCGUCGCGACCGGGCGCCACUCGGGGUGCGAGGAGGCAGGCAGCCAAGGUGAUGACCGAGGCCGGGCUGCCACUGCACGAGGUCGAGGAGAGCAAGACGGUCGUGGAGGCGCUGGGCCUGGAGCUGGACGGCCUCAAGCUGCGGGCCCGGCUGGCGCGGGCCAAGCGCUGGAGGCUCGGGCUGGGCACCCAGGAGCUAGCCAACGCGCUGCACCUCAUGCCGCUGCUGGCCGUCCAGUUCGAUCUGCCGUGGUCCGGGCGCGUCACCUGCUCCGAUGCCACGCUGCGCGGCUAUGCGGUGCAGGAGGCCGACAUGGAGCCGCCAGCCGUGCGGGAGGUCGGGCGCUGGCAGCUCUGCUCGAGCGCCCGGGUGAGAGUCUACACGAGCGACCUCUACCUCCUCCUCCGCCGGGGCUCCCAGGUGCUGACCCCAUGGGCCCCCAAGGUUUACAUCAUGUACACCCAGCUCUGCCUCUACGGGUUCCUGAAGGCCUCAGUGGUGCCCCUCGUCGUCAAGUGCUUCGGGAUCUACCUCUGGCUGGGGCUCCUGGGGCCGCUGGGGCCGCUGCUGAGGGCUACUUGGGCGAGGAGUCAGGUUAUCCAGCAGGCGGCGAGGGCGCGGCCGGUCGGGACUGGUGGACUCACGACGCUGGAGCAGGAGAGCAUCACCCAGAAGACGAGGCAGGACUACGCGAGGAGGCUGGAGCGGUUCGACGUCUUCUGCAAGACCCACGGACUCACCACGGCGAGCGACGACGAGCUGGAGGAGGCCGUGGUGGAGUACAUGGAGCUGCAGUUCAGCCGGGGGGAGCCGUCGAACAGCGGGGCCAAGCUGCUGGCCGCGAUAGGGCAUCGCGACCCAAGGCUGCACCACGCAGGCAGGCUGCUGAAGCUGCCCCGCGUGGCGAGGGCGCUGCAGGGCUGGCGGAGGCUGGUGCCGCCGCUGACGCGGGCGCCCGCGCCUUGGGCGGCGGUGGCAGCCAUCGCGGUGGCCCUGAUCUACCGCGGCCAGCGACGCGCGGCCCUCGGCGUGGUGCUCGCGGCGGACGCCUACCUGCGCCCAGGGGAGCUGCUGACCCUCAGGGCGGACCACGUGGUGCCGGAGGAGCUGCAGUCCACCAAGACCAGGGGCUUUAACGACUCGAUCCUGCUCGACAGCCCCGCAAGGUCUUUUCUCGGGCCCCUGCUGGAGCAGGUCGCUUUCCAGUCACAGCCGAUGGAGCUCCUCUUUCCGUGGUCGGGCGCGGCCUUCGAUGCCAUGUUCAAGGAGGCAGCCGCGCUCGUCGGGCUCGAGAGCUGGGAGCUGACGCCGUACAUCCUUCGCCACUCCGGGCCGUCUCACGAUUGGCUCACCAAGGCAAGGAGCUUGGAGGCCAUCAAGCGCCGAGGCCGCUGGGCGUCCGACCUCAGCGUCAGGCGCUACGAGAAGGGCUCCAGGGUGAUGCGCCGCCUGGCCUCGCUCGACCGCGGCCGGCAGCUGGUGCUGGCCACGGCCGACCGACUGCUCGAGGGCGCCCUGAGGGACGGGCGCAUCAACGGCUUCGCGCGGCUGCUCCAGGACGUGGGCCUCGGGUGA